AUGCAGUUGGGAUCUGUUUUUGCAGUGUUAGAUCGACGCACCACCAUUGAGCCGGAGAACCCUAAUGGAUAUCUUGCAGAGAAAGUAAAGGGACAAAUCGAGUUUCUUAAUGUGGACUUCGCUUAUCCAACACGACCAGAUGCGAUUAUAUUCAAAGACUUCUCUAUUGAGAUAGAGGAAGGCAAGUCGACGGCGAUUGUGGGUCCAAGCGGGUCAGGUAAAUCGACAAUCAUUGGCUUGAUCGAGCGGUUUUAUGAUCCGUUAAAGGGUAUUGUCAAAAUCGAUGGUCGUGAUAUAAAGACGUACCAUUUGAGAUCGCUUCGUCGACACAUAGCUUUGGUUAGCCAAGAGCCAACACUGUUUUCCGGGACUAUCCGAGAGAACAUCUUGUACGGAGGAGCAUCUGACAAAAUCGACCAGUCGGAGAUCAUUGAGGCGGCGAAGGCAGCGAACGCUCACGAUUUCAUCACAUCACUAUCCAACGGUUAUGACACGUAUUGCGGGGACAGAGGAGAACAGUUGUCCGGUGGACAAAAACAGAGAAUCGCAAUCGCUCGAGCUGUGCUGAAGAAUCCUUCGGUAUUGCUUCUGGACGAAGCGACAAGUGCUUUGGACAGCCAGUCGGAGCGCGUGGUGCAAGAGGCGCUCGAGCGCGUGAUGGUUGGGAGGACGAGCGUUGUGAUCGCACAUAGGCUGAGCACGAUCCAGAACUGCAACGCGAUCGCAGUUUUAGACAAAGGGACACUAGUCGAACACGGGACCCACUCGUCCUUGUUGGCGAAGGGUCCUACAGGUGCUUAUUUCUCAUUGGUCAGUCUCCAGAGAAAUCUACAUUGA
Microthlaspi erraticum is the source of this 837-nucleotide messenger RNA. The record is from the annotation of a GenBank genome assembly. Lineage: Eukaryota; Viridiplantae; Streptophyta; Magnoliopsida; Brassicales; Brassicaceae.